AUGAUUGUAUCUAGUCCUGUCUCUUUGGAUAAGGAUAAUGAUGACGACGAUGAAGACGACGAAGAAGAAGAGGAUGAUGAUGAACCUGGGGCAGAGGAAGAAACUGUUGUUGAUGAACCUGAGGAAGAAGAGGACGAUGACCUAUCGCAACCAUCCACACCUGAAACCCCACCUAUUCCCCGUCAGAAACCUGUCUACGGUUCAUUGGCCUCUUCCAAACCCGUCAGUAAAUUAGAUCAGACAGUACCUCUUAAAGAUUAUGAAGAACUUCGAUUUAAACUCAAGAUUCUCGAAGCUAAACGACACGAGGAUCGUGAAAGAUUCCGAGAGCAUGAGAAAAUCAACGAAGAAGCCGAGCAAUUCUUGACCCUUCGAAACAAGCUUCAGGAUAAAAUUGCAGAUCUUCAAAAAGAUGUCAGAGACACGCGAAGGGAAUUAAAAGAAUCUGCAAAUGAGAAGGAAUCGUUUGAAUCAAAAUACAACGAACUUUUAGAGUCCAUGGAAAUGCUGACUUUAGAUAAAGAAGUGGCUGAAGAAAGGGCUGAGAAUCUACAACAAGAAACGAGUAUGCUUAAAGACAGAAUUGAAGAAAUCACUGUCGAUUUGGAUAUUUUGAGAAAGGAGGCUGAUAUACUGAAUAAACCACCAGAGAUCAACUUGGAUGACAAUGAAGAAAGAACUCCUUUGGAAGUCGUACAACUUGAAAGACACAAUGAACGUCUGAAGGAUGCUCUUUUAAGAUUAAGAGAUGCCGCUGCAGAACAAGAAAAUGAAUUAAAUUAUAAGAUCAAGACACUUGAACAAGAAAAUUAUGAACUAGAAGAAAUUAAGAACCAAUAUGAAAAAACAAAGGAAAGAUUAGAUAUGACGGAGUCGUUAGUAGAGGAUUUGAAAAUGCAGUUAGAUGACGCGCUCGGGGCUGAAGAUCUUGUUGAUCAACUGACAGAAAAGAAUCUUAACCUAACCGAAAAAAUGGAUGAACUUAGUGCUACCGUGGAUGACCUUGAAGCAUUAAAAGAAUUAGCGGAUGAAUUAGAAGAAAACCAUAUGGAAACCGAAAAACAACUGCAGGAUGAAAUCGAUCAUCGUGAUAUGCUCUUGAGAGAACAAUUGGACCGUUUAAGAGUCAAUGAGGAAACCACUGCUGACUAUGAAGCCACCAUCGGUCAGUUUAGAGAACUUGUCGUUCUCUUACAGAAUGAUUUGGAGGAGUUUAAACACAAGGAAAAGAACGAACAAACAGAAAAGAUCACCUUGAGCAGUCAAUCUCAAGCCAUGAUGUCGCUCAACUUCCAACUUCAGACCACCGUCAUGAAAGCACAAGCCAAGGCCAUCGAUAUCGAGUUACGUAAAUUGGAAGCAUCUCAAGCAAAUGAUCGUCUCAACAUGAUUCAACCAUAUUUGCCUGAAUCCUUCUUCAAAACCGAAAACGAUCCGAUUUCUUGUUUACUCUUGUUUAAGCGACUCGAGUUUAAAGCAGGCCUCAUUGUCAAACAUUUGGAUCAGAAUUAUCCUAUCAGUGAAAAGAUCAUGGACAAUGUUACCGAGAACUUGGUGACCAUUUGUGAAAUGAAGCAAAGAGCUGGAUGGUUGAGUUCUUUAUCCACUCGAUUCCAAACACAUAUCAAGAAUAGUGAUCCUGACACCUUUACAAAGAUGGGUAAAGUCUAUCUUGACUUGAUUGGUGUUGAAAGAAGAAUGAAUGCCAUUGUAGAGUUGUUCAGAACUGACCAAGUCAACGAAACUCAUUGCUUGACAGAACUUCAAAGAGUCAUUGCUCAAAUUGAGCAUUUAGCAGAAACUCAUCUCACUCAACACCAAGAAAAGAGCCACGCCGAUCAAUUCUUUGGUUUGACAAAGGCACUUGAUUUGAAUUCGGAUCGCAUGAUUGUAAUCUUGACAUUUGCCAAACAGUCCUUAAACAAUGCUGCCCGUUCGGAAGGACUGGUGAUCAUGGAAGGAAAUGAACAAAUGGAUCAAGAUUACCUUGAACCCAUCGGUCGUCUGAUAGCACAAGCCAAGAAUAGUAAAAUUAUAGCAAAGAAGUUAAUGCGCCAAUUAGAAGAUAUGUUUGAAGAAGCCAUGACUCUGAAGUCCGAACACUUGCAUCGUUUCAAAAUGUUGCAUGCUAUCAGCUCGAAAUUAUGUCGAUUCUGCUUUGAUACCUAUAAAGAGAUUACGAGCUACAUCGAUACCAAGCGAGGAAGUCAUGAGGAAAUCGAAUUAUCUGCUAUCCAAAAGAUGAUUCGUGAAAAAGGUGAUGAAGUGUUUGAAAUGAUUGAAAGUACCAUGUGGGAAAGUGCACUAAGAACACUAAAAACGUUAACCAAUGAACUUGAAACCACGCAUUCACAAAUUGAACAUGAUGAUAAACUGGAUAAAAUUACUACCAAGGUGGCACCAUGGAUUCAACGUGCUUCGGAUAUUAAGGCAGAGGUUGUUGUGAAUCAUGAAUUAGAGCACAAGUUACAACAACAUAAUGAAGAGAUUAUUAAGCUUAUCAAGGAUGUUCGAUUAAAGGACCAAUCACUUCAAGAAUCCGACGUGAAAGUCAGUUUACUUGAGAAGAGAAUGGAAAUUGCUAAAAGAGAAAUUGAACAUGUUAAAUCAUUGGAGGAAGCGCUUGAUAAGACAACCAAUCAAGAACAAAUGUAUGCAGAAGCACUCGAAAAUCUUCAAAGCGAAUAUGACAUUUUAGAAGCCGAGAAUAACACACUGAAAAAGGAAGCCAACAAAAGAAACGAAAAGCGACAGAGUAUGUUGAGAAAAGCCAACUUUGAUUUGAACAUGGAAGGAGAUGAUAAUACAUCCUCUUCUGCUGUGCAAGAAAUGGCCGGUAACUACUAUGAAAUGACAAGCCAGAUGGAAACGUUAAAGGCAUCGAUUCGUUAUCUGAGAGCAGAAAAUGCACAACUAAAGAGCAGCGAUUUCGUAAGAUCAUUAGAUUUAGAUACAAGCAAGGCAAUCUCAAGCAAAGUAGAACCUAAAACAGAAGAAUUACGUUCCGUGGCCCGAGAAACACGUGCAUUAAUAAAAGAUAUGCGUAUUGCAAGUGCAUCACCUAGAGUCAUUCAGUUAACAAAAGCAAGCCCUUGUUCAUGGCAAACCAUCAAGAAAUCACCUGAUUAUCAAUACCAAACACAACAGUCUGUGUUGUAUACACUCAAGCAGCGUAGUGUACAGCUGAGACGUAAGGUAGAUGAUCUUCAAAUCACAACUGCUCCUUUAGCAAAUCAUAAUAACAACGAAAAGGUAAAGAAAGCAAAAGAAAAGAGUAUUCAAAAAAAAAAAGUGUGA
Molecule: messenger RNA, 3297 nt
Organism: Mucor mucedo
Lineage: Eukaryota; Fungi; Mucoromycota; Mucoromycetes; Mucorales; Mucoraceae
Product: dynein associated protein-domain-containing protein
Exons: 7
Coding region: 1-3297 (1098 amino acids)
Source: RefSeq, a predicted model, not a curated record